GGAUGAAAAUUUUUAAUUUUUAUUAUUUAUAAUCUCUUCCGUUUCUUCUUCUCUUCCCCCUUCUCUGCACACACCCCUUCUUCUGUUCUCUCAUUCUUCCAAUUCUUCAAUCUUCGAAUCCUCCAUUUGAGUUGCUCUGAUUUUCUCGGGAAAACAAAAUUUUCCGGGGAAGUUCUCAUUUUCACUGCGCAAUCUGAAGUCCCGGAAUCUGUGGCUUCCAACGAAAUCACAGCUUCCAGCAAAAUCAUUGGCUGGUGGGGUUGGUCCCUGUGAAGCUUAGGGUGUUUACAAGGACUGGCUCUGAUUUUGCUCCAAUGGAGAUGCAGGACCAAAUCGAAGGCACAAAGCUAAGCAAGUCUGGUACAGCCAGUGACUGCCAUUCCAAUGAUGGAUCACAAUCCCAAUCGCCAGAUAUAAGUUCUGUUGUGAACAAUCAUGCCCCCAAGGUGAGGAAACCAUAUACCAUCACUAAGCAAAGGGAGAAGUGGACUGAGGAAGAGCAUGAAAAGUUCCUUGAAGCUUUGAAGUUGUAUGGUCGGGGAUGGCGUCAAAUUGAAGAGCAUAUAGGCACCAAAACUACUGUUCAGAUUCGAAGCCAUGCACAAAAGUUUUUCUCUAAGGUUGUGCGGGACUCGGACGGAAGUGCUGAAAGUUCUAUACAUCCAAUUGACAUACCUCCUCCUCGUCCUAAAAGGAAACCCCUUCAUCCAUAUCCCCGUAAAUUGGCCAACUCCCUCAAAACGCACUCCAUACCAAAUGAACCAGAAAAAUCUCCAUCGCCUAAUCUGUCCUCUGCGGAGAAAGACUCUCAAUCUCCAACCUCUGUGCUAUCUGCCUUUGGUUCGGAAGCAUUUGGGUCAGCAUUUUCAGAGCAGACCAACAGAUGCCUUUCUCCGAAUUCUUGCACUACUGACAUUCAAUCAAUCAACUUGUCACCUAUUGAGAAGGAAAAUGAUUGCAUGACAUCUAAACCAUCCAAGGAGGAAGACAAAACGCCUCUAGCUUCUGCCCCUUUAUCCAUCAGCUCACAACCUUACUUGCACAUGUCUGAGAAGUUGGAGUUGUGUUCCAAGCAAACCAAGUGUAUCAACAAUGAUGUUGUCAAUGUCCUGCCCACUACUAUAAAGCUGUUUGGAAGAACUGUUUCAAUGGUCGGUAAUCAGGAGUCAAUUAAUACUGAAGAGGAGUGUGUUAAGCUAUGUAUUACUAGGUCUGAUGAAGUAGAUGAUGUUGAGAAUCAAUUGAAUACACAGUUAUCACUAGGCAUGUGUAAUGGAAGUUGGCAAGUAAUGCCUAAAGAAGCUAUAGUGAAGGAGGACCUUGGCCUUGGAGAAUCUGCACCUGAAGCAUCUUUGUCAUGGUCAAGUUUGUUCCCAGGCGGUCCGGCUGCUUACUUUGGUUCAUCCAAUACAGUCGUAAAUCCUAUGCCUCUUCACCCCUCCUUGAAAGUAAGAACUAGAGAGGAGGAAGGUUCUUGUACUGGUUCCAAUGGUGAAUCAGUCAAUGAUGUGGAAAUUCAGGGCAAGAUUCAGGGAAGGUUCUUGGACACCGUCGAUUCCAGGUGUCAACAAACAUCUCAUCAAGAGGAAGUAGUAGUCCCCCAGAAGUCUCCAAGGGGUUUUGUACCAUACAAAAGAUGUUUAGCUGAAAGAGAUGCAAGUUCUUUGAUUGUUGCAUUGGAAGAAAGGAAGGGGCAAAGAGCUAGGGUGUGCUCAUAGCCCUUACAUUCCCCCAUUUUUUUUUUUUUAAUUUCAUGAUGCUUCAUUCUUGCUGAUACAUGGGAUAAACGGGCUCUUGUGAGAAUAAGGAACUAAUUAUCACUUAGGUAGCUGAGUUCUAAUUGUCAAAAUUGACAAAGCAUCUGAUUCUUUAACACGAAGUGUGCAACUGGGAGCUUUCUUCAUUCUUUCACUUUAAGACACUCUUUAUGUUCAAUAAUUCAAGAGGGGGUGGUGGGCAUCAUCAUCAUUCUCACUAAAAGUUUGCUUAACCAGGUCCACCUUAUAGUCUCUAUUUAACUUGUGUUAGUGUUCUGUUUUUGGCAUAUUUCAUGUCUCUUUAUAAUCUCAUGAUUGCAUCAGUAAUGGAUUGAGGGUAUAUAAAAGGAAGGGUGGAAGACAAGCACAUUCAGGAUGUCUCAGCUCACAAAACAUUAGUUAGUUAUACAAACCCGAACGAUGAUAAUUAGGGUACUAUUGUGGGGUGUCGUGCCGCAAACCACCUGGGCAAUUUGUAUAUCUGAAUUUUUCUUCUGUAUUAAAUUUUUAUGUAUA
Messenger RNA from Arachis stenosperma, 2273 nucleotides. Its product is annotated as protein REVEILLE 7-like. The transcript is spliced from 7 exons. The record is from RefSeq and is a predicted model, not a curated record. NCBI's taxonomy places the organism in Eukaryota, Viridiplantae, Streptophyta, Magnoliopsida, Fabales, Fabaceae. Bases 315 to 1718 code for a protein of 467 amino acids. Gene Ontology annotation, molecular function: DNA binding.